AUGGCCAAAGGAGCAAGAGCAUCGACGAUCAAGGCAAACAAUGCCAAGCUGAAGAGCAGGGUUUUUGGUCCUGUAGAGACUGACCGCACCGCUCGACUGUCCGCGAAACUCCUCGAAUUGGUCGCGAAGCCCAAGCCCAAGCCCGCAGAGAAGAAGAUCGCAGAGAAGGACGUGGAGAUGGAAGUAGGAGCUGGCGCCGUUGCUGUAGCAGACAAGAUGACGCCGACAGCAGACACCAAGACCGCAGAUGAAAUGGAGGUCGACGCAGACUCUACCAAGCCGAAGGACUCCUCAAAGUCAGGCAAAGGAACGAUCCAGAGGCGUAAGGUCAGCAAGAACAAGUCUGCAAUAGUCUUUCCCAAGUACAACGAGCGCAAUAAAGUCCGGAAGCCUAAAUCCAAGAGCAACAAGAAGUAG
Drepanopeziza brunnea f. sp. 'multigermtubi' MB_m1 is the source of this 417-nucleotide messenger RNA. RefSeq lists its product as uncharacterized. The record is from RefSeq and is a predicted model, not a curated record. Lineage: Eukaryota; Fungi; Ascomycota; Leotiomycetes; Helotiales; Drepanopezizaceae. Gene Ontology annotation, cellular component: preribosome, large subunit precursor.